Messenger RNA from Protopolystoma xenopodis, 333 nucleotides. The record is from the annotation of a GenBank genome assembly. Lineage: Eukaryota; Metazoa; Platyhelminthes; Monogenea; Polystomatidea; Polystomatidae.
AUGUUAACAGGAGGAGCCGCGACGGGCAGCAGUUGGAUCCGACGAGCUCACCUUGUUGAUCCUCGCACCUCGGUAACUGGACUUCAGUUUGCUCCUCGUCAUCUUGGUCUACAGCUUGCCGGUGUCUCGACGGAUGGCAUUUUGCGUAUUUAUGAGGCACAGGACGUAAUGAAUCUUAGCCAAUGGACCCUUCAAUUCGACUUUGGCACGAAAAUGACUGGAUCUUGUCUCGCAUGGUCCCAGGUGAGUACCAAAAUGGCUAAACUCUCAUCGAAAGUCUUCGAAUUCCAUUUGUCCGUUAUCCCCUUGAUUCAUUUUUUACGAGAAGCAUAG